GUUGCUUUAUGUUGUUUGUUUUCUGGCUUCACGGGAGUUUAACUAGUUCUAGUAGUUUUUGCCACUUUACUGCAACAUAGUGAAGUAACAAAGGCAAAUUUGUUAACAGAGAAAAUAGUGCUAGCCGUCUUUUUAGAAUAAAUAUGCUAAUGUCAGUCGUAGUUUAUGUCGUAGAAAUUAUGACAGUAGCCGAAUGGCAGUAACACCAACGUGUGGUUGCCCACUGUCGGUCCUGCUUGUUAUCGGUCAGCUAGCUAGGUGUCUGUGAUGACUUUGGACAAGCUAACCAAGAAGUAGCUGAGUAAGAAGGUGCCCGCAGCAGCACUCGGGCGUAUUUUACACAUUGUUGACGGAACGGCUUUAUAAUGAGGACCUCUACACUGAGAAGAAAAUCUCACCUCUGUUGCUAAAGAGAUUGUAUUGGACAUCAUCAUGAAGACCAUCUCUGCCAAGAGAGGAAGACCACCCCGAAAGAAAACUGAGAUUACUGGGACUAAAUGUGCCAAAUAUACAUUUGUUAAGACCGAGCCACUGCCUACAGAAGAUGUGUUAGUAAACUCUGAGGCAGAUAAACCGUCCUCACAAUAUCCUUACAAUGGAACUAAAGACUAUACCUCUUCAGAAAUAAACCAAAUAAAGCAAGAACCAGGUCACUUUCAAUCACAGGCAGCCCAAAUCCAGGAGUUAAUGCAGGGUAGCAGCAAUCUGCAGCCCCAGCCUUCUGAUUUCAAAACACGGUUUCCAAAGACAGAACCACAUUGUGUUCCAGUACAUUCGGAUGAUGUUGAGUUAAAAGCUGAGCCAGACAUUCGUGAUGUGGUGUUGAAUGGUGAGAGAGGUUUACAUUUGAAGGAGGAGCGAGAAGAAGAUGGGACAAAAGUCAAACUUGAGACAACAGAGAGGUUUGCCGAGAGGGCUCUCAGACAGGAUGAAGAACCAGCUUCUAAUUCUGUCCUUUCCUGCCCUUACUGCUCUGUGUCCUUCACUGACUUCAAAUACCUUGAGAAACACCUAAAAUGGACUCAUAGGAGUAACUACCUCGCCUGGCUUAAAAAUCACAAAGCACCACCCCAGUGCACCAAAAUAUCUUCCAGUAUGUUGAGCUGUUCCUACUGUCCCAAUCGUUUCUUUACCCAAAGGCAACUAAAGGCACACAUGCAGCGGAAUCAUUUACCUUCACCUGCACCGGCUCGGAAACGCUACACCUGUCCUCAGUGCGACCGCAGCUUUGACUACAUAGGCAACUUGCAGAACCAUUGUCGGAAGUGCCAUGAUUUGGACACUUUGUGUACUGGAGGAGAGCUUAGCUGUUCGGCAUGUGGAAAAAGCUUUGCAGGAAUGUGGGGCCUUGGACCACAUUGCUGUAAUGAGUUGGAGGAGGACGAGGAGCACAAACCGGACCUUGAGUCGGACAGACCUCUUUGCACGGAUCGUGGAUUCCUGUGCCGACAUUGCGGCAAGAACUGCCCUACACUUCAGAGCCUGACCAUACACAUGCGUACCCACACUGGAGAGAAGCCGCACGCUUGUAGGGACUGCGGCCGUGGCUUCAGUGAGUCGGGCAGCCUGCGCAGACACAUGGCCAUCCACACUGGCAUCAAGCCCUAUGAGUGCCCGGAGUGCGGCAAGCACUUUGCCAGGAUGAACCACCUCAGCACACACCUGCGAACGCACACGGGUGAAAGGCCAUACCAGUGCUCUGACUGUGGGAUGAAGUUCAGUCACAAGGCUACACUUCACAUGCAUCAGCGUGUUCAUUCCAGAGAAAAACCCUUCUCUUGUCCAGACUGCAGCAAAGUGUUUGCAACACUGGGCAACAUGAAGGCCCACCAGCUGAUGCACAACCAAGACAGGAUUUAUGAGUGUGAGCAGUGUGGGAAGAUGUUUGCACGGCCGGAUGUCCUAAAGAAGCACUUGCACACUCACAGUGGAGAGAGGCCUUACCUUUGCACUGUCUGUGGGAAGAGCUUCAGUCGUGUCCAGCACUUGACGAACCACCAGCGCACGCACACGGGCGAGAGGCCAUACAGCUGCGAGGAGUGCGGCACCACCUUCAGCCAGUCAGGCGAUUUGACCAAACACAUGCGCAGUCACACGGGAGAAAAGCCGUACGCCUGUCCCGACUGCGACCGUCGCUACAACAACUCUGGGGACUUGAACAAGCAUAGGCGCAGUCACACCGGCCAGAGACCUUACCGCUGUCAGCAGUGUAACAAAGCGUUUUUCAUGCCUCACCACUUAAAGACGCACAUUCUCACGCACACUGGAGAGAGGCCGCAUAGCUGUCCACGAUGCUGUCGAACCUUUAUACGGGCACACCACCUUAGCCAGCACAUUAUCAAGCAUCACUAAAAUUGAGGAGUUUGCAAAUUUUAGUGUCUGAUGAUUUUAGUAAGUAAAAACAACGCUUGCCAGUGAAUUGCAAACAAAUGUUAUUUCAACUCAUUUUCCACAGAGAACUAAUGAGAAACUGAUUUAAGAAACCCAACAUCAAGCCUUCUCUUUGGAAAACCAUAAGAGGGUAGUGCAUUGGCCCCUUAUGCUCAGUCUUUGAAAAGAAAUUUAUUUUAAGAAAAAGUGAUAAAAUAUUGUUAAAAAACAUAAGCGAUUGCUUGACCAAAAGUGGAAUUUACACAAUUUUCCUCUUAUAUUUUGCCCCACAUGUAGUCAGUCAUGUUUGGUACUUCUUUAGCUUUGGGCUAGAGCUAAAGAGACAAAUGUAGCUAACAAGUAAGAAGCUUAGACCUACCCACAUCAUUAGUUAGAAACGUGAUAGCCAAAAGCAUCCUAUAAAUGUCUUAAACCACUCGGGGUGGUUAAGUAUUGUCAAACAUGCUUAUGUGUUUUUUUACAUUGUGUGGCAUGACAUUAUGACAAAUGUAUGUUGCAUAGUAAAAAAUCCCCUGAAUUUUA
This is a messenger RNA of Colossoma macropomum (tambaqui), 2913 nucleotides long. RefSeq names its product zinc finger protein 436. Bases 433 to 2352 code for a protein of 639 amino acids. Gene Ontology annotation, molecular function: DNA-binding transcription factor activity, RNA polymerase II-specific; RNA polymerase II cis-regulatory region sequence-specific DNA binding. Gene Ontology annotation, biological process: regulation of transcription by RNA polymerase II. NCBI's taxonomy places the organism in Eukaryota, Metazoa, Chordata, Actinopteri, Characiformes, Serrasalmidae. The transcript has 3 exons. The record is from RefSeq and is a predicted model, not a curated record.